Molecule: messenger RNA, 708 nt
Organism: Drosophila montana
Lineage: Eukaryota; Metazoa; Arthropoda; Insecta; Diptera; Drosophilidae
Product: putative per-hexamer repeat protein 5
Exons: 1
Coding region: 1-708 (235 amino acids)
Source: RefSeq, a predicted model, not a curated record
AUGAUUCGAGCUGUUUACCUUUGGACUCUGCUAGCACUGCUGUCAGCCCAGAUGCUGCUCUCGUCGGCCGCCGCCGACCAGUCCCGCCUCGCCGGACUCUAUGUCAAGGAUGGCAACGAGAAUGGACAGCUGCGUUUUCUGGCCUCCGGCUUGAACAGCAAUACGAAUGGUGUCAGCGGCAAUAACGGCCUUAACGCGGCCCUCAAUAGCUACAUAACCAACAAGCAGGACAUGCUCGAGCAGUUGCGUCCGACCAGCACAAACGGUGUGACGGGCACGGGCACGGCCACGGGUACGGGUACGGGCACCAUCACUGGCACUGGCACCGGCACUGGGACUGGCCUCGGCCUGGGCACUUUGACAGGCACGGGUACAGGCAGCAGCAAUACCGCUGCCAACAAUGCCAUCUAUGUGAGUCUGGGCAAUGGCAAUACAUCGCCCACGAACACGGGCGUCAGCAACACACAAGCUGCACUCAAUCAGGCGAUCUACGGCUCCACGCCCGUCAACAAUUUGCUGCCACAGAUCAUUGGCCAGGCGGUCGCACAGCGCACCCGUCCAGCGGGCAACAGCAAUCGGCGACGCGUCGUUCAGCAACGGCGACGACGUGUCAACAAGAACUCGAACGGCAGACGCCGCCGUCGCAAGGGCAACAAGAACGGCAAGAAGCGGCCCCAGGUGGUUGUGGUCCGUCCCAAUCGCGGCUGA